GUGUAAAUUAGCAUAUGGUAGAGAAUAAAAGCCUCUGUGUCGCUCGUGAGUCACAUUGAUUCGUCAGUUCUGCGAUCAUUCAGCAUCAUGCCUGAACCAGCCAAGUCCGCGCCUAAGAAGGGCUCCAAGAAGGCCGUCACGAAGACCGCCGGUAAGGGAGGAAAGAAGCGCAGAAAGUCCAGGAAGGAGAGCUACGCCAUCUACGUGUACAAAGUGCUGAAGCAGGUUCAUCCUGACACCGGCAUCUCCUCCAAGGCGAUGGGCAUCAUGAACUCUUUCGUCAACGACAUCUUCGAGCGCAUCGCCGGUGAGGCGUCUCGUCUCGCUCACUACAACAAGCGCUCCACCAUCACGUCGAGAGAGAUCCAGACCGCCGUGCGUCUGCUGCUGCCCGGUGAGCUGGCCAAACAUGCCGUGUCUGAGGGCACCAAGGCCGUCACCAAGUACACCAGCUCCAAGUAGAGUCCCCGAGACUCCCACACACCCAAAGGCUCUUUUAAGAGCCACCCAUAUACUCACACAAAAGAGAUUCUGAUGUUUGUUUUUUUUCCCUUUUCUGCAAUGGAGAGUGUGUAGAUAUUUUUUUCAAGCAGAUAAAUAUUUGCUGGAUUUAGAAAAAAAAGAAAAGGAAAAAAGUCAAUCUUUCUGAAACUAACUUAUAAAAUUGUUUGGCUUUGUGCAACAAAUAUUUACAGAGUUUAUAGUGUUUUAAGUCAGAUUUAUUUCUCAAAACAUCUAUAUUACUCUACAAUAAGGUCACAUUUGUUUACCAUCUAAUAGAUUCACUAGCAAACUAAUGAGCUAUAUAUAUAUAUAUAUAUAUAUAUUAUUAUUUUUUUUUUUUACAGCUUUUAUUAAUCUUUGUUAAUAGGAAUGUUCAUGUUCUCAGUGCAUUAAUGUCAACUUUUGAUCUUCAAAAUGUGUCGAUAUAUACUGGGAUAUACAUUAAGAUUAAUAAUAAAUGCUGUUUAAAUAAAUUAUUCAUUGUUAGUUUGUGUUAAUAUAUAACUAAUGUUAAAUUAAACCUUAUUGUAAGUGUUACCAAAGUAUCUGUAACUCUCAUUUACUGGAGCUACUGAUGUUUAUUUCCUAAUACAAUAUUAUUAGAACUAUAUUAAGAUAUUGUAAGAUAUGUAUACUCUUUAUCUGGUCCCUUACUGACUCCAUCAAAUAAAUGUAGUCCAAUUGUCUUCCCUGAAUAUUAAUGUAGAUCAUUUUUCUGUUCAUUAUAAUUAGGCCUGUAUUAUAUUUACAGUAUGUUUUGGGGUCAGUAGUUUUCUUUCAGCAAGGAUCUAUUGAAUUGAUUCAACAGUAAGUGUAAUAGGUGCCAUGAAAUCAAAAUUAACAAUUCUUAUUUAUUUUUUUUAUGGAAUAUUGUAUUUAUUAUCAAUUUAACUGUGCAUUUUUAUUAUUAUUAUUAUUUAUUUAUUUAUUUUUAAUCCAUGUGCCCUUGUGAUCUUUAAUCAGAAACGUUAACCUCCCCUUCCCCUCAAAACGACUCAUCGUCUCUUCCUGUCACAUGCUAUGGUGAGAGGGCGGAGCUAUCUGUAACUGCCAGAUGUAUGCAGUGACAUCAGGGGUAAAUGCUGUCGCUGGGGUAAGCUGAUGCUUCAAUUUAUAGAUAUCAAUUCAUUAACCACCACUGAUGCCAGUCAUUGGGCUCUACAGUACCAUUAAACACUGAAAGGAUAUUAUGAAAUCAUUACUCUUUGGACAUGGCAAACACAUUUAUUUUUUAAUGAAUGACUUAACCUGAUGGAGCUCAGUCAGUCAGGCUCUGUGUCCACUGGAGCUGAGCGUUCAUUAAGCCGAGCAUCACACCCAACUUGUGCAUUAGCGUGAGGCUCAACUUCCACAGAGCUCUAGAUUGCAUGUGCAGGGUCAUGUUUCAGGCUGAAGAAUAAGAGGAAUAAUAAUGAGGCAUUUAUAUAGUGCUUUACUAUGUACUAUUGUACACCCAAAGUGCUUUACAGUCAUAUCAAGUAUUUCUCCUCACCGCACACACUGGCUAUAGAGGAGAGAGAGAGUGAUAGAGCCAGUUCAGGGAUUAUUAGGAGUCCAUGAUUGGUACACUAAAGCAGGCUCUUCUUGACCCUGAAUCACCCGUAUUUCAAGCCAGGGUUGCCAGGUCUGCGUUUUUAUUUUCAUUUUUUGCUACAUCAAAUUUGUAGCGCCUCCCGUCCAAUAAUUGCAAAAAGCUUUGUGCUUUGUUACUUCUGAUGAGAAUAAAAGUUUCAGUUUUCAAA
Messenger RNA from Megalobrama amblycephala (Wuchang bream), 2246 nucleotides. RefSeq names its product histone H2B-like. Gene Ontology annotation, molecular function: DNA binding; protein heterodimerization activity; structural constituent of chromatin. Lineage: Eukaryota; Metazoa; Chordata; Actinopteri; Cypriniformes; Xenocyprididae. The transcript has a single exon. The coding region runs from base 88 to 462 and encodes 124 amino acids. Gene Ontology annotation, cellular component: nucleosome. The record is from RefSeq and is a predicted model, not a curated record.